Molecule: messenger RNA, 1801 nt
Organism: Acanthochromis polyacanthus (spiny chromis)
Lineage: Eukaryota; Metazoa; Chordata; Actinopteri; Pomacentridae
Product: cyclic AMP-responsive element-binding protein 3-like protein 3-B
Exons: 10
Coding region: 186-1379 (397 amino acids)
Biological process (GO): regulation of transcription by RNA polymerase II
Cellular component (GO): nucleus
Molecular function (GO): RNA polymerase II cis-regulatory region sequence-specific DNA binding; DNA-binding transcription factor activity, RNA polymerase II-specific
Source: RefSeq, a predicted model, not a curated record
AUUGGACGGCGAUCAGCUGGUUUGGAGGAAUGCUGUGAUAUGACUUCUCAACUUUGUCCCUUGAAACAGUCCUAGGCCUUUCUCCCACACGCUGAAGCCACAGACAGACCUUUUGAUCCGGCUGUGUUUUUGUCCCUGUUGGAUAGUUUCAUUGAAAUUUCAUCAGCUGCUUUAAUGCCGGAAUUAUGACGCUGACUGCAGACAAGGUGCACGCUGGGAUGGACAUCGUUGACCUUCUUCUCAGGAACACGGAUGAAUCCACCAGUUGCCAUAGCAACCAACCGUGGUCUCUCACAAUCGAUGAUGUACGUACGCUGACCCUGAGCCCUGAGAGAAGUGGAGCUGAUGACUUCUUGGACGCCCUGCUGCAGGGGAGCGACUGCUCCUCUGUGCCGGCUUCCCCACUGUGGUCGCCCUGCACCCCUGACAGCGGCAUCAAUGAGGACCCCCCGACAGACCCCACAGACAGUCCUCACCCAACCUCCCGCUCAGCUUUUCCAGCAUUUGACAUUCAGACGUUCCCUCAGCCUCCGUCCCUGGAGAGCCGGCCACCAGCAAAUGAAAAAUCGUCUGAUGUUUCCAUUGAUCUCGGCUGGGAGCCUGGUGGCCUCAAUGAGGGGUUCGGUAUUGCAUACUACUUCACCGAAGACCAAAAGCCCCUGCUACCAUCCAGCCAUGCUCUCACAGUGAAGGACCUGCUGUUAACCAACGUGGGACAAAACAUGCAACGAAUCCCCCAGUAUUCCCUGCAGGAGCUUGUACUUAAUGAGGAUGAGAAGAAGCUUCUGGCUAAAGAAGGCGUAAACCUGCCCAGCAAACUGCCCCUGUCUAAGUUUGAAGAGAGGGUUUUGAAGAAAAUCCGGCGGAAAAUCCGUAACAAGCGCUCAGCUCAGGAAAGUCGGAAGAAGAAGAGGGAAUAUGUUGACAGUCUGGAAGGGAGGAUGUCUGCAUGUACUUCUCACAACCUGGAGCUGCAGAGAAAGAUCCAGCAGCUGGAGGAGACCAACAAUGCUCUGCUGGAGCAGCUAAGCCGGCUACAGACUCUCCUUCCUAAUAGCUCCAGCAAAGCAACACACAAAGGAACCUGCAUCCUGGUUUUGCUCCUCUCCUUCUCCCUGAUCAUUUCCUCAAAUCUACAGCCAGACCCUUACAGCCAGCUCAGCCAAGCAGACUACACAGAGACUAAAGUGUCGUCCCGUUCCCUGCAGUUCGUGGAUGAAGUGCCGCCUUCUCCUCCUCCUCCUCGUCUCCUCUCCCUCUACAGGAGCUUUGAAGCCCUGUGCAACCUGACAGAGAAGCUCUGGCCCCGGACAGAUCUCCCCUCAGCAGACUUCCCCUCCUCUCACUACCAGCAUCACAGGCACAAAGACGAUCACUGAUCUCCCCCUGGAUGAACCACUCAGCGGAGGACUUGCAAGUGCAGCAUCCAAAUGAGCAGUUUCUCACCGCAGAGACUGGGUUAUAGAGGUUUCAUGGUGGCACACUAACACACUAGCGUCUAGUUAAAGGAGGAACUCCAUCUGUGAAGCAGGGUCGCUGAAGAGGUCACACAAACAGAUGUAAUUUUUCAUUUUCCAUUGAGAAAAAAAAAAAGCCUCGAGGACCCGGUGGAUCAUGUAUUGCUUAUAUUGUCGAUGUAUUAUUUAGACACGUGUGAUCUAUAAAACAACACAAAUGUAUAUUCACUGCUGUAUUUUAUUAUUUACUCCAAAUCGAUAUCUUAAAAAGAGACGAGGAUGAUUUGAGGUCCAUUUUGUAACAGAUCAGUGCAAAGCUGAAAGAAAAAAAAAGAGAAUAAAAG